AUGUUCAGGCGAUUUGCAUCUAGACUGACUCACACAGAAAAAGGUGGCUUCAACGAGGCUUUCUGGGAGUGGUACCUGGAGAGUUUCUCCCGAAAGGGAGACGCCAACGGAUCAUCCACCGUAUCCAAGGAGCACAAGAAGCUCACCCACUCGUCAUCAUCGGUGCAGACUGUCCAGAAAUGGUUCGAGAACUUGGGUCUUCCCGUGCCAUCGUCCAAUCAGGUCAUUGCUCUCAUGAAGUCGCCCUUCAGUCAAUACGAUCUAGACAAGACCUUCCACUUGGUGAGAUACUUCCAGCUCUGUGAAGAAGGAUUCUUUCUCACCAAUUCAGUUCAGGACAAAUCUGGAGCCGUCAUCAAGUUUCAGGGUGCCGAUAAUUGGGAAAACGUCAUGUGUUAUCUUGAUGCCUUGUUGUUCUCGAUGUUUGCCAACCUUGAAAGCUUCGAGCCCAUCUUGUUUAUCAGCAAUCAACACGAGAACUACCUAGUAAAUCAGCUUGCUUCGAUGUUGCGUGUUUACGUCAGUUUAUUGAGAUCGGGUAAUCUCAUUACUACCGACUUGACCGAACGAAUUUGCGAAAUCCUUAUGAAAUUGGGUUUCAAAGAGGCCAUGUCACACAAGCAACAAGAUUCAGCAGCAUUGUUUGAGUUCUUGACCGAAACAUUGUCAAUGCCUUUAUUGACUUUUAAGAUCGAUAUAAAACACGGAGGCAAAUUCAGCAAAGACGACGACCAAAAGUUCUCAAAGGAACGUAUACUAUUCGUAAGUAUACCAGAUGACGAGGGAGAAGAAAUUGAUAAAGCUGCGGAAAUAGAGCAUGUGGAGGAAUCCGCUGAUGCGGAUGGAAUCUUACUUGAGGAGUGUUUGGAACAUUAUUUUAACAAUUCUAUUAGCGUGAAAAGAGAAUUGGAAAGGAGGGCUACUUUGGAACUAGAGAGAGCUCCAAUUGGUGUUGUUACAGGAGUCUCAGAGCAGCCGGAGACUGAUCUGCCUCUGCCGGUGAAUGAGGAAACGAACACUUAUCCUCCUUCAAAAGUGACUUUUACCGGAAGCCCUUCUGCAGAAGGGCCACCUGCAAUCAGUAAGACUUCCACGGAUGCUUCUAUACCGACUGCGCCACUUGAUGACGAGGCAGAGCCAUUCCCAAGUGCAGAGGAAGCCUUUUCUUCGGAUGCCUUAGAUAAACUAGUCUCCUUAACCCCCACUAGACUAUCUCAUCAAAACUCAAGCCUGACCAAAAACAAUAUCAAAGUAACUACAAGAACGAGAUCAUCUACUCUUUCUAUUUGGUCGUUUAACGAUAAUCCGUCGAAGAAAGAAGUCAGUUUACCAGCAUGGAUGUUUUUAAGACUUUUACCGUUCUACACAGACGACAAUAAUGUACAAGAUAGUCAGAGUAUUGCCAAGAACUCCAAAGAGUUUGUCAACAGGCGUCCAAUUUUGCCUAUCUGUUUGAAAAGAUAUUCUUUCAACACCUCUCAAUCCUCAGCUAAAAGAUCCACCAAGAGGAUCAUCAUUCCUCCAAUUAUUAAUUUGCCCAAGUUUGUUGCUGAUGACAGUGACACUGAAAUGUCCAAUAAUUUCAAAUUGAUUCUCGAAAGUGCGAUUUGUCAUAGAGGCACCUCAAUAUCUUCGGGGCAUUUUGUUUCUGUUAUUAGGAAGGAUACUAAUAAUGUUGACAACACUGAAGAUGAAGCAUAUAACGCCCCGUGGUACUUGUACGACGACAUGAAGAAACUGACUAAGGUGGUCGAAAAGACAUUCAAAGAUAUAUUCAAUACUGAAUGGCCCUAUAUGUUGUUCUAUCGGUUGGUGUCCGACGAAGAAACUUCAAAGAGUUCGGCCUCUUCAGUGAAGGUGAAGACUCCAGUGUAUCCACCACAUGGUUCAAAGAACAAAUUUUGGAAUGAGGAUCCAAACACCUUGUCGCCUAUACUAUCAGCAAAUUACUCUUCCAGCUACAAAUCCGAGGAAGAUUUCUCUUCAUUGAAAAAGCAUGAAAGUGUUCCUAGCUCUAAUUUGAGCAUUCCUUUACCCGAAAUUCAACCAACAGACGCAAAAUUCAUCGAUAUUCGAGAGAAAUACUUUUGGUACGUAACUGACAAAGAUAAAAAUUACUACAAGGAAUUACCGACGGUAUCUACCCAUGGUACUCGUGGUCCUAGUAUUAGUAUCACUCCACAAUUUCGUCGUAAUAGUCAAUGGAGUGAUAAGUCCAACAUAUCUAGCAUCAACAAUCAAAUGAAUGGUGGUAGUAUUGGUCAUGACUUGAAUUUAGUUAAUGAUCAGUUGAACAAGCUAGAGUUGUCUAAGGAUCGUUUGAAUAAAAAGACAUCUAAGGAGGAUUUCGAGGACAAUAAUCAUCACAAUUCCAAAGAGAACCCUAUAGAGAAACAUUCCAAGCCAACGACCGCCGACAAAACCAAUAUUGAGGCCAAGCGCUCCAGAAAAAAGAGGGAAGAUUACAAAAAGGAUAAGUGCACGAUUAUGUGA
Molecule: messenger RNA, 2493 nt
Organism: Suhomyces tanzawaensis NRRL Y-17324
Lineage: Eukaryota; Fungi; Ascomycota; Pichiomycetes; Serinales; Debaryomycetaceae
Exons: 2
Coding region: 1-2493 (830 amino acids)
Biological process (GO): protein deubiquitination
Cellular component (GO): nucleus; cytosol
Molecular function (GO): cysteine-type deubiquitinase activity; cysteine-type endopeptidase activity
Source: RefSeq, a predicted model, not a curated record